AUGUCCCGAAAGGAAUUCAAGGACAUGAUGCAGAAGGAGUUCCCUUGUUUUCAGAAAUCGGAGUGCGCUGACGACAAAGGAUGCGACAUCUUCCAGAAAAUUGACUGUGACGGGGACGGUCUUGUCAGCUUCCCAGAGUUUAUGGGCCUUCCCCGGCGGGAGGACUGCAACAGCGUCAGGCCUGAGGACUGGAAUCCCCGGAUCCCUGUGGGCAUUUCCCCUGUGAAGCCGUCGCCUCUGCCGAGCGAGUGGAACGGGAAGACGGAGAGCUGCAUCCUCAACAUCAACUCCACCAUCUACGACGAGAUCCAGCAGGAGAUGAAGAGGGCCAAGGUUUCCCAGGCUCUGUUCGCCAAGGUGGCCGCCUCCAAGAGCCAGGGUUGGCUCUGUGAGCUGCUCCGCUGGAAGGAGGACCCGUCUCCGGAGAACCGGACGCUGUGGGAGAACCUGUCCAUGAUCCGACGCUUCCUGAGCCUCGCGCAGGUCGAGCGCGACGCCAUCUACGAGCAGGAGAGCAGCGCCGGGCAGCAGCACCACAACGAGCGGCCGACGCACCUGAUGCACGUUUCCCCCGACCACUUACAGGCUCCGCCUUCACAGCAGCAGCAGCAGCAGCAGCAGCUCCAGUCCUCGCUGUCUCUCCAGCAUCCGUCCCAGCCUCUCCUGUCCCAGCAGCCCUUGCAGCAGCAGCAGCACCACCAGCCCACCACGGGGCCGCGUCUGCCGCCGCGCCAGCCGUCCACGGCCUCGCCGGCUGAGACGGAGGACGAGGGCAGCCGCGCAGGCGGCGGCGGCGGCGGAGGCAUCAACAAGUCCCGUACGGGCGGCGGCAAGAUCUCGCUGGAGGCUCUGGGGAUCCUGCAGAGCUUCAUCCAGGACGUGGGCCUGUACCCGGACGAGGAGGCCAUCCACACGCUGUCGGCACAGCUGGACCUGCCCAAGCUCACCAUCAUCAAGUUCUUCCAGAACCAGCGCUUCUACGUCAACCACCCGGCCAAGGUGUCCAAGGAGAUCAGCGCUGGCACCAUGGCAACCACCACCACCACCACCACCACCAACAACAACAACAACAGCAGCAGCAGCAGUAACAGCAGCAGCAGCAGCAGCAGCCCGGCCUUCGACGAGGAGCUGACGGACUUCAGGGAGAGCGGCGAUCUGCUGAAGGAGCUGGACGAGAGCACGCAGACCAACAACACCAUCUUCUCCAUCAAGAUCGAAGAGCAGCUGGAGCGCGGCGUGGAGGCGCAGGCGGAGGCGGAGCGCGACGCCAAGCAGUAGAGCCGGCGACGCUGCGCCGCGUUUGAGUGACUGAGUGACUGAGUGAGGGAGUGUUCACACACUGGAGGGGAAAAAAACAAAACAAAACAAAAAAAAAAGACUAUUUCAGACUCAAAAGUACUACUUUUUGGAUUUUGUAAAAAAACAAACAAAAAAAACUUGUAUUAUUCACUGUAAAGACUGAUGCAUCAUUUAAAUAAUCUACACACACACACACACACACACACACGUUGCCGUGGAUAUUUGCUGACUGCACUUCUCUGAUCUCAUCUUUUUAAGAAGCUACUGAUUCUAUUUAAAAACAAAGAAAAACAAAACAAAAAGAAGAAGAAGAAGAAGAAGUCGUCGUCGCCGCCCUCUUCCCGGACGUUCAUAGGUGUUUACGUAGUUUUACUUUUACCUUAGAGAGCAGUUGAAAUUGAGGACCAAGUGUGUUUUUGUGUGACAAAAAGGCCUUAAAUCCUGAGGUAUGAAGUCUGCAGCCUGCUGGCACAUUACAAAUGAAAUAACAAUAAUAAUAAUAAUAAUGAUGAUGAUAAAAAUAAUAAUAAUAAUUAGAGCACGAGGUGACGACGGAACACUUCACACACAUCACGGGAAGGGAGGAGGAGGAAAUAUAAAUAAAUGAACAUAUAUAUAGAUAUAUACAUAUAUUAUUGUAACUGUAAAAAAAUGAUGAUGAUAAUAAUAAUGAUGAGAAAAAAAAGAAAUAAAAACUAUGCCAACAAAUGCCUUGUACUAUACGGCACCGACUGCCGACGUUCCAUUAUUUUGCAAAACCUUUGUCACUGUAACACGAAAAAUGGUUUAAAAAAAAAAAAGUGAAUUUCCACACGUUUUAUUAUUAUUGUUAUUAUUAUUAUUAUUAUUAUUAUUCUCCUUAUGUUGUCCGACCAAUUUAUUUAUUUGCAGUUUAUGUUUUAACGUAGCGCUUAUGUUAUUAAAAAAACAACUAUUUUUUUUUUUGUAUUUAUAUAAAUGUGAUUUUUGACGAGGGCCGUCGAAAACAUGAAAGUGUCUUAAACGUCUUUAAAUGGAGAAAAUGUGCUUUAAUUAACGAAUUAAUGAAUUAAAAAAAAGAAUAAAAAAAAAAAAAGUGCUGUAUGUCGAGCAACUCACGCUUUCACAAGCUUCACGAUUUCAAUGUUGUAUGCAAAGAUUUUUACUCUCAUGCAAAUAAGCUUCGGUUUUCAACGCGACGACGACGACGUCGGCGACGAACCAAGAGAAACAAACGUUAGAAAGAAAAACAUUAUGCAAUCUGUGUGAAAAAAUCAGUGUCUGCGAUGUGUCUUCCUUUUUUGGUUCAACGGUUCCAGUUCAAGAAGAAGAAGAAGAAGAGAAAGGACGUUGGUGAACAAAAUAAUCCUCUGUACAAAAGUCUACUUUUCUUUUUUUAUUUGGAUGAGACGAGAACUCCAGUUAUUUUGUUACGACUGACUGUUUUAUAAGUGUUUCUUCUUCGGUUCCCUUUUUCUUUGUUGUUUUUUUUUUUUCUUUUUUCUUCACAAAAUGUUCUAACUAGAAGUGGUUAUUGAUUGUUGAUUACACAAUUAAACUGUUUGUAUUGUA
Molecule: messenger RNA, 2850 nt
Organism: Solea senegalensis (Senegalese sole)
Lineage: Eukaryota; Metazoa; Chordata; Actinopteri; Pleuronectiformes; Soleidae
Product: DNA-binding protein SATB1-like
Exons: 6
Coding region: 1-1278 (425 amino acids)
Biological process (GO): chromatin remodeling; regulation of transcription by RNA polymerase II
Molecular function (GO): DNA-binding transcription factor activity, RNA polymerase II-specific; calcium ion binding; RNA polymerase II cis-regulatory region sequence-specific DNA binding
Source: RefSeq, a predicted model, not a curated record